AUGUUUAUUUCAUUAUUAGCUAUCUUGGCAUUGUCUGCCAUUAUGAAUAAUGAAUUUAUUAACGCAAUUGACCAAGCUGGACGUGAUGCAGUAGUUUAUUGGCACAAUUAUUUCCGUGCUGAACUAGUUGCAGGAAGGGUUAAAAAUAAAACUGGAGAGUUACUACCAAAAGCUAAAGAUAUGAAAAAAAUGGAAUUUUCUUUAGAACUUGAAAAGCAGGCACAGGCUUGGGCCGAUAAAUGCACUUAUAGUCAUUCGGACCCAUAUGGGAAUUAUGGAGAGAAUUUCUAUGCUUAUGCAAGAAUGGACAAUGAUUCUGCUGCCAUCGAGUAUGUAGUAAAAGGAUGGUGGUCAGAGUUGGAAUACAGAGGAGCUUUGGGACCUUAUCCUGGCCAAGACUGCGUUGCAUUUGAUGCACCUCAAAAUAAUAGAGGUAUUGGACAUUGGACACAACUUGCCUGGUAUAACACUAGGGUUGCCGUUUUCGAGUCGGGCCGACGGUCGAGGCAUUUUUUUUCGGGCUUGUUUUUAUCGAGUCGGGCCGGUACGAGUCUUUUUCGGGCCUUACUUUAUCGAGUCGGGCCGAUACGAGUCUUUUUCGGGCCUAACUUUAUCGAGUCGGGCCGGAACGAGUCACUUUCGGGCCUGACUUUAUCGAGUCGGGCAUCGAGACAUUUUCGAGUCUUUUUUUAA
Molecule: messenger RNA, 693 nt
Organism: Meloidogyne enterolobii
Lineage: Eukaryota; Metazoa; Nematoda; Chromadorea; Rhabditida; Meloidogynidae
Source: the annotation of a GenBank genome assembly